Messenger RNA from Gracilinanus agilis (Agile Gracile Mouse Opossum), 466 nucleotides. RefSeq names its product ankyrin repeat domain-containing protein 26-like. Lineage: Eukaryota; Metazoa; Chordata; Mammalia; Didelphimorphia; Didelphidae. The annotation marks the transcript as partial. The transcript is spliced from 6 exons. The record is from RefSeq and is a predicted model, not a curated record.
GAAGAAUUAACAGACAAAGAAGAGGAAGAAAAGAAAGUUGGUGCAUUAACGGUUGAUAAUGGCACCAGAGAACAAAUAGAUCACGAAAUUCUCGAUACUUCCAGUGAAAUUGAAGAUCCCAGUACAUCACAGAAGUGUGCUGUUAGAAAAGAUAUGUUGUCAGCAUUACAAUUGGAAGAGAAGGAAGAUACAGACUCACCUUGGGAUUCAGAGUGUUCCUCAGAAAGCCUCUCCAAAGGAUCUGCAAGACAUAUAUCUGCACUUACCAAUCAAACAAUAGUCGAAAGUAUUUCAAGGGGACAACUUAAAGAUUAUCCUGAGAAAUAUCCCAAAUUACAGCCUACUCAACCUACUCUUGAAAUGAAAGAUUCUUUCACAAACAAAAAAAUAGAAAAAGAAGUGAAGGAAAAGCAAAAAUCAGAUUUACUGGAAGAAUUUGGUCCAGAUAGUACAGAUGACACUACUG